Bombus pyrosoma is the source of this 1740-nucleotide messenger RNA. Its product is annotated as ubiquitin-conjugating enzyme E2 J2-like. The record is from RefSeq and is a predicted model, not a curated record. The transcript has 5 exons. NCBI's taxonomy places the organism in Eukaryota, Metazoa, Arthropoda, Insecta, Hymenoptera, Apidae. The coding region runs from base 401 to 1093 and encodes 230 amino acids.
AUGAAAUAAUUCAGUGCAUUUCAUAGUCAUAUGUUUUGUGUCAUGAAAGAGUUGCUGUCAAAUUUAGUGUCAUUCGUGAAUAUUCUGUAAGUGAAAAGGCAAAGAUUAUCACGAACGAUUUCGCGACAAGUCCACUCUGUUCAAUUUGCGUACUCGUCUGUAUUUACGUUACCGAAUUUCGAAGAGAAUAUAACCUAUCUUUCUUAAAGUUGCAAAUUUCUUUUUUAUUAGGUUACCAGUUCAGUGUGAAACUUAAACAAAAGGUGUCACACUUGUCCCAGAGUCAACAUAGAAAAGUUUUAUAAAAAGUUGUUCAGAGAAAUAUAUUUUAAAACAGAGAGGUUAAAAAGAAGAGGUCAAUUGAUUAGAGAAAGAAUUCACAAAACAUUUUGUAUACAACAUGAAUAGGACAACGAACAGUGCAACAGCGAGACUGAAGCAAGACUACUUACGUCUUAAAAAGGAUCCUGUACCAUAUGUUGUUGCAGAGCCAGUACCCUCUAAUAUAUUAGAAUGGCAUUAUGUUGUGAAGGGUCCAGAGAAAACUCCCUAUGAAGGAGGAUUUUAUCAUGGAAAACUUAUAUUCCCAGUAGAAUUUCCAUUCCAGCCUCCUAGCAUUUAUAUGACUACUCCAAAUGGCAGAUUUAAGGUCAAUACAAGAUUGUGUUUGUCUAUUUCUGACUUCCACCCUGAUACAUGGAAUCCAGCGUGGAGUGUAUCUACUAUUCUUACAGGAUUACUUAGUUUUAUGAUUGAAAAUAGCCCUACCAUGGGUAGUAUCAAUACAUCUGAUCACGAGAAAAAACAAUUUGCUGCACAGAGUUUAGAGUACAAUUUAAAGGACAAGUUGUUCUGUGAACUUUUUCCAGAAACUGUUGAGGCAAUAAAAGCAGAAUUGGAACACAGAAAAGAAUUAGAAAAACAGGCAAGGCAUCAGACCACGGCUUCAGAAGUUUCGUCGCUGUUACGCGAUCAACUACAAAGGGAUCAAAGUCCGUUGUACAGUGUGCUCACCAAUCUUGUUGUCAUUAUAGGAUUCGCAGCAUUUGCUUUCACAGUAAAAUACGUAUUAUGGAGCGUCGCCAUGGAAUAAGUGAAUGAAAAAUGAAUACAUAGCAUACUUUUCGAUAAAGGAAAAAGAACGAGGAAAAAUGUUGUGAUAACAAUGCGUGCAGAUCUUGAAGAAAGGUAUUAGAAACUGAUUUGGGGCUGUUUGUCCACAUCGAAUCUAUGUGGUACUAUUUAACCUCUUACUUUUCGAGUAUGCUGGUCCACCACACGGGCGUUUGAUAGAUUUUUAUAACAAAGUUACUUGUAAAAUACGAGUUGUGUACUAUAUUCGCAAAUUUUAAAUGUGGUAACCGCGAAACUACGGUAAAAAUUCCCCGAAGGGUUCUACCUGUGAGCGUUUAUCAUCAAACAAAAUGUCACUGAGUUCUUUAUCCAGUUGUAAAGAGAAAAAAGGAAGAAAAACAAAUCAUAACGCUGUUAAUUGAUUUGAAUUGAAUUUUGGAUUAACACCAUUGGCUUUCAGUCAAGUUCUGUUACGCGAAUUUCCAAAGCGUAGUUUAACUAACCUGAACUAUAAAUAUUUAGCGAUUAUUUGAAAAAUUAUGUAAGUAGGUACAUGAUACAUGGAUAUAAGAAGGGGAUAGAGGGAAAAUGAAAGAGAUAGAGUAAUAAGGUAAAUUCGUGGGAGCUUCCCAAUGCUAUAAGUAAAUCAGCGAAGAUUCAAAUCUU